AUGAAUUCGACGAGUACAUCAAGUUACGAGCACGAUGUUCCCGUUAAGUAUAUUCGUACUCUUGACGCAAGGCUUUUGCCACCGCGAGUGGGGCAUAACUGGCUUGAUGCAGCGUUUCGCUCAGUCCAAGGUAAACCGCAGCAACUUGAGGAAGAAUUCCGAGGAAAGCGUGCUUUUAUGCCACCUGGUGUGUACGACCACACGCCGCCGGAGGGGUUAGGACUCACCGCGCGUCAGCUCAUGCAGGCGCUGUCAACACGGAGGAAAGAUGGCCCCGCGCCGGACGGGCGGCCAAUAUUUACCACACUGUCUGAUAAGGUGCUUCGUUUUUACGCGUUCUUCUCGGAAAAGGCACCUGAAGGGUGUUGUGAGGAGUACUGGCAUCGCUGUGUUGUCAUUAAUUUUUACCCUGAAGACGAUACCGUUCUCAUCCAAGAACCCCCAAUUCCUAAUAGUGGAUUACCCGGCGGAACGUUCCUCAAGAGGCAAAAGGUACGUGCGGACCCAAGACAACGAGAGCAAUUUCCCAGUGAUGAGUUUCUCACGAUCAACCAUUUCAACGUGGGUUACUCGGUGCGCAUCAAUUGCGUUGAAUUCUUCCUUUAUGAUUGUGAUGCCUUCACACGUGAUUUUCUAACCGAAAUUGGGGUGGAUGUCGGUGAACCGAUGCAGUAUCCAGAUUCUUCGUUCAUGUCUCAGUGGAAACAUCAGCAGGAGCAAAGAGCAACAACCAAUUAUGGUAUUGUCUCUAAUAACUACUAUAGAGACGAUGCUGUGCGAGCAGCCAGAUUUGUACUAGAUGCCGGAAAGGUUCUUCGCUUCUAUGGUUUACUUGACGAGCGUGACAAGACAACUGGGGGAGCGGUGCGAAAGUUGGAAGUAUUAUACUUUGUUGAAGACGACUCUAUCGCGGUGGUGGAGCGCCCCACGACAAAUGAGGCGGUACCAGCAUUGUUUCUCUCACGUGGGUGGCUCCCAAAGGCGGGGUCUAUUGAGAAGACCCUUGAAUUCACUUUUGCACACCGGGUAAACGGUAUGAGGGAACCGUACGUGGGGCCUGGUGGCUGCUACACUGCGCGGGAUCUUGGGGUAGGGGCCACCAUUAACGUUCUUGGAAGAGGUGUCUUCCUUUACGAUUGUGACGAUUUCACACGUUCGUACUAUAAGGAGACUUUUGGAGUGGAGCUUGCUGAAGCUAUAGAUGGUCUCAGUCAAUAUGGUCUACCGUCGAAGCCUGACGUUGUGUCUUUUCGGUCGAACGCUACACCAGCUUCUGCUCCUGCCACUGUUGCGCCGAAAGUGGUGGAAACUAAUGUCAUUAUUAAAAAAGGUGAUGUACUUCGCUUUUUGCUGCGCCUCUCCGCACCUUGCACGUCAGCGGAGCGUAUGCGUCGCUUCACCCUAACACACUACACCGCAACAGGUGAUUCAAUGGUAUAUGAGUCUCCCAUCAAGAACUCUGGCUACGUUGGUGGUUGCUUUAGUAGUCGAUCGCGGAUUCCUAACCCCGCAGGUGGACCGGGCGCGUACUACACACAUGAGGAUUUUAAAGUUGGCAGUAUCAUUGUGAUCAACGCUCACAAAUUUGAGGUAAUGAACAUGGACGAGCACACAGCAAACUUCCUGGCGUGUAAAGGUGAAACUGCUCUGAAUGAAGAACAGCUGCGGUUGCUUGUCGAUGCAUUCCGUCUAUUCCUGAGGACGCGAUUUCACUCAUUCAGAGAUGCUUUUCUUGGCUUUGAUCGUGACAAGGAUAGUGUGAUCAGCGUUACGGAGUUCGUGGACCACGUGACCCAUUUGCAAAUCACAGACAGACGGAUGGACGCGCAGGCACUCUUUGAUAGCAUUUGCCAGAACCCGGAAACAGGUUAUCUAACACUGGAAACUUUUGUUGACUGGAUAAACCAAAAAGGGUCUGAAAGCUGUGGGGAUGCUAAAUCGAGUCAGCCUAUAAACAUAGAUGAACGGGCGCUGAUGAGGAAAGCUUUGUGUCAACUGUGCGAACGGCUUGAGGCUCGGUGUUUGAACAGCCUUCAAAUGUUCAGACUUGCUUCCACUAUGCCAAGGGCUUACUCUGGGCGGCGUGCGGAUUGCUAUUCGCUGACCAAUCCGCAUCGUGACGCCUAUAUAACACCUGUGCAACUUCGGCGGUGUAUUGAGGAGGUGUUGGGCGGUAACCCGUCGCCUCGUGAGCUUGACGCCUUGCUCUUCUUUUUCUUUCCCGCAUUGCCGCCGGAGGAGUACCGUGUUAAGCGGGAUAUCAGCCUUGAGCAUUCACUCGACCUUAAGGCGUUCCAGAAGAAGUAUCACGAGAUGUGCACACUUCAGCAACUGUCGUAG
This is a messenger RNA of Trypanosoma brucei brucei TREU927, 2340 nucleotides long. RefSeq lists its product as hypothetical. The transcript has a single exon. The record is from RefSeq and is a predicted model, not a curated record. Bases 1 to 2340 code for a protein of 779 amino acids. Lineage: Eukaryota; Euglenozoa; Kinetoplastea; Trypanosomatida; Trypanosomatidae. Gene Ontology annotation, molecular function: calcium ion binding.